Stegostoma tigrinum is the source of this 2345-nucleotide messenger RNA. RefSeq names its product programmed cell death protein 4-like. Lineage: Eukaryota; Metazoa; Chordata; Chondrichthyes; Orectolobiformes; Stegostomatidae. The transcript is spliced from 11 exons. Gene Ontology annotation, cellular component: cytosol; nucleus. The record is from RefSeq and is a predicted model, not a curated record. The coding region runs from base 577 to 1920 and encodes 447 amino acids. Gene Ontology annotation, biological process: negative regulation of DNA-templated transcription.
AGGCUCCAAACGUCAGUGUUUGUGCUCCUGAGAUGCUGCGUCGUCUGCUGUGUUCAUCCAGCUCCACACUUUGUUAUCUUGGAUUCUCCAGCAUCUGCAGUUCCCAUUAUUUCUGAGAUGAAGUAAAAGGGAGGAGGAGAAAUCUCGUGAGGAGCUGUAAAACUCUCUGGAGCUAGCUCCCAAGAACUGCAUGUACUGGUUACAAUUCUGCAGGAAACUGUUUUGUCUGGAAGUUUCACUGUUAACUCUGGUUUGCAAAGGCAUUGCUAACGAUAUGAACAAAAAAAAUCAGCGAGCAAAUAUUUGUGAUUUUAAAGUAUUCAGCACCUCCGCCUCCACUGUAAGGUGAGCCAAUCGGGAUUGGUGCUUGGUCACGUGAUUCGAAAAGUUGCUGGGGAGAAGUUUGGAUAAGGUUUUUCAUUUUGAAAUCUGACGGAAGGGAGAGGAAUUCGAAGCUAGCUGGAGGCGUUAAGGAGAACUGAAAGUGACCAAGCUUAAAGAGUCAAUGAAAUAAAGCGGAGACCAGACUGAGCGUGCUUCCUGGCUGUUAUUGCAAUCCGGAGCCUGGAAGAGCCAAUGGCGUCUAAGGGGAAACAACAUUUGGCAGCUGCUGACUGCAUUCAGACUGAAGAUGGGAAUGACGCUGCAAGAUCUGGGACCCUGAUGUCCCGGGAGGAGGAGUUGCACGAAGCUUGUUUUACUGCUAAGGCGAAGAGGAAGUUGAGGAAGAACUCGUCACGUGACUCUGACUCCAGCCAUGAGUCCUUCUCUGACAAUGUGGAAGCUCCUGGCAUUAAGGGCAAAACGGGAGACAAGAAAUCACGGUCUGGGAAAGGCCGGGGGCUUCCAAAGAAAGGAGGUGCUGGCGGUAAAGGUGUCUGGGGUGCUGCAGUUCAGGUGUACGAUGUGGAGCAGCCGGAUGUCCAUGAUCCCAACUAUGAUGAUGAUAAACAGGGUGAGACUGUUUACCAAACGGUUGUUCCCGAACUGGAUGACUGUGAGUUUGAAAAAGCAGUGACUCCAAUAAUUCAGGAAUACUUUCAACAUGGUCACAAAAAAGAGGUUGCUACCCUCCUGGCUCAGUUGAACCUCGGCAGUAAGAGAAGCAAGCUCCCAUUCCUGUCGGUGAGCAUGGCGCUGGAGGGCAAGGCUAGCCACCGGGAGCUGAUAUCUCGCCUCCUGGCCGACCUGACGGGCAAGCAGAUGUCAGUCGAAGAUGUCGCCUCUGCUUUUGACCAGCUGCUGAGUGACCUGCCAGACCUGGUCCUUGACACACCUGAGGCUCCACAGAUGUUGGGCCAGUUCAUAGCCCGUGCCAUGGCUGACCAUGUCUUACCCACUGGCUUCCUGGACAGUUACAAGGGGAAGGUUGACUGUGAGCAGGCUCGCGUGGCACUGGACAAGGCUGUGGUGCUCCUCAGCAUGAACCGAGGAGUGCGGCUGGACAAUGUCUGGGGGGUCGGUGGUGGCCUGAGACCUGUCAAGCAACUCGUCAAGGAGAUGACCCUAUUACUGAAGGAAUAUCUGCUGUCCACAGACUCUGCUGAAGCUGGGCUCUGUCUGCAGAACCUGGAGGUUCCUCAUUUUCACCAUGAGCUUGUUUAUGAGGCCGUAGUGAUGGUUCUUGAGUCCACCAGCAGCAAUGUCUCUGACCUGAUUGUAAAACUCUUGAAGAGUUUCUGGGAGUCUGGCUUUGUAACUCUUGACCAGAUGAACCGGGGAUUCAAACGCGUGUUUAAUGCUAUGCCAGAUAUCAGUCUAGAUGCACCAAACUCUUACAGCAUUCUGAAGAGUUUUGUGGACCAUUGUCACCAACAAGGGGUCAUCACUAAAGCUCUCCAAGAUCAGUGCCCAACCCGGGAAGCCAAGCCUGCUGUGAGUGAGGACAGGAGUAACUGCGUUGUGCAGGUUGACCAGUAAAAGACCUCCAUAAGUCAGAAUGGCUGCACCUCAGCAAAGUGUAAUGUAUCUACACCUGAGGUGCACUGAGAUUUGCGUCUGGGUUCUGUGGAAUAAAAAGACAAGGCAAAGAAUGAGGAGGCAUUGUCAUUGUUUUAAUAAUGGCAAACUUGCUAAAAAUGUGCUUCUGAGCUUGACUGUGCUGAUCUGAAAUCGGGUCUUGGGCAGUCGGUACUCAAGGGUUCAGUAUAGAACCGAAGCCAGUGGAAUGUGAAACUUUGAAGUGUUUCCCAUCAGGAAUGAGUAUCAAGUAAAGUCAGACACUAUUUGAGGAUUUUGUUUUAUUCUGGGCAUGUUGCAUGCUGCCAUAUACAAAAGUCAGCUGUAUAAUUGGGACACUUUAUAAUCUUUAUGGCCUCUUGACAAUAAAGUUUUACAUUUCAUUA